Messenger RNA from Ooceraea biroi (clonal raider ant), 1475 nucleotides. Its product is annotated as MAD2L1-binding protein. Gene Ontology annotation, cellular component: nucleus. The record is from RefSeq and is a predicted model, not a curated record. NCBI's taxonomy places the organism in Eukaryota, Metazoa, Arthropoda, Insecta, Hymenoptera, Formicidae. Gene Ontology annotation, biological process: regulation of exit from mitosis.
CUAGUGUUAUCCGCAGUAAGAGAAUUUUUAAUCUAACCUAACUCCUGGGAGUCCUCGCCGUCCUCGGCCCCCGCUCAUUCUUUCGCGACUCUUGGCGGAUGGUGGACGUUUCAAAAUACAUUUCUGUAGAUUACAAACUUUCAGAUCGGCUUUCGACGAAAAAGAUGUUUUCCAGAAAAAAGGGCGAGACAGAAAUCAACGUGUUGUUAGACGAACCACUGACCAGUGAUUCGUGCACGAAAGUGGUGAUCGAAAUCGUUAAAUACAUCCUGUAUCAAAAGCAGCAGAUACCGUUCGUGUACGAGGCGCUAGCCCGUAAAUUUCAAACGAAUGUUCAGGCAACAGACAGAAACGCAGUUUCUUUUAAGAACUUGUCCAACACGUUAAAAAAUGUCUCGGAUCACAUAUCUUCGCAGUUCUUCCUUGAGGGCUGCGACAUGAAAGAAGUUGCCGUUCUACUCGGUGCUACGAUAUUCUCGCCGAAGGUUUACAUCGGGAUAGAGUUUCCGCCGUACAUUCUCAACAGCAAGCAGCAUAAGGAAUAUCAACACUCCUCGAGAAAGCCGCUCUUGAAGCUGAUGAAGGCCAUAUUAGAAUGCGAAGAGUUCCAAGAGGCAAUGAGUGCUCCCUUAGGUGUGACAAACACGUUCAUCAUGUUGAAGAAAAGUGAUCGUAACUCGGUGUCGGAUUAUUUCUUACCUAAACCACAAUACACACCACCUACGGAGACAACAAGAUUAGAUUGCUUCAAGAUUAAAUUGUGCCACGAUAAUCAGGUGGACAUACCAUGCACGUGUCGGACUCUCAUUAAAAUAUAUCAUGACUCAUGUAAGACUGAUUCAGAGAAUGAAACCGACGUGCAAUGUAGUCAGUACAAUGGUUCUACUCAGUCUUUAUAUCAGUGGUAUCAGUCAAAGCAGGUCAUAAGAGGAUUUAAAUUCUAUUCAUGACCGUGAUUUCUAUGACACAAUUUUAGCAAACGCAUAAUUAGAAAUUUUUCUAAAACAAGAUGAUCAAUUUUUUAGGAAAUAAAAUUAAAUAGAUUUUUGAUUAGAAUUAGUACAAAAGACAGUAUUAAAUGGCAACAUGAUUAAUAGUAAAGGUUUUUUUACUAUAUGCAAUGACAUUGCAAUGACGCAAAUAUGGCUCGACGAUUGCCCCGGGGUCGUAUGAUAGAAAUUUCCAUUCACUAUCUCAGAGAGCUGAUAUAAUAUUUUUAUCCACGUCGAACACCACGUAACGUACACAUGAUAAGUCUUAUUACAUGUCAGUUUAUAUAAUCGAAAUAGCAGUGCAAAAGAUUACUUAAUAACGAGAGAAACAUUUUAUAGAUUGAUUUUAUAGGUUUAUUAUGAGGUAGACAAGAAUAAUUGUUGCUGACUGAUUGUAAUGUAGAAUAUUGUAAUUGACUUGUAUCAACUUGACUUGUAUUUUUUUAAUCAAUUGUAUACAUAAUAAUAAUGUUACAUUUUUUA